Messenger RNA from Pararge aegeria (speckled wood butterfly), 2739 nucleotides. RefSeq lists its product as uncharacterized. NCBI's taxonomy places the organism in Eukaryota, Metazoa, Arthropoda, Insecta, Lepidoptera, Nymphalidae. Bases 131 to 2728 code for a protein of 865 amino acids. The record is from RefSeq and is a predicted model, not a curated record. The transcript has 12 exons.
UCGGCUACUUUCGGUGCCGCCGAAAAUUUUGAAUUAUUUUUGUAUUUGAAAGCAAAACAAAUUUUACGAGUUUAAUUACUUAAUAUUAACUAAACAAAUAUCAUAAGGGAGCUUUUAACGAGUGAUUAGAAUGGACGACUCUCAAAGUUCAGAUAUAUUUUCUGUAACAAGUGCUAACAUAAAGUAUACCUCUACAAUUGAAAUAGAAAAGUAUGAAGAACUUGUUUCAAAAAUUAAGGCUUCUGCACAUGGAAGUGUUAGCACAGAUAUAAGUAUUGUUCAAGACUAUUUCACUGUGUUACUAGAAGACUGCAGUUCAUGUAUACUUCAGAGCCUCAGCUUAAUUAUUUCAUUAUUAGAAGAUACAAAUACAGAAGUAGAUAAACUGUGCGAUUACAUAGAAAAUGCUGUAUGUAUACUACAGAUAUUAUCAAAUUUUGUUAAGACUAUCAUUGAAUCUGUCGCCAUCACAUGCAGCACAGUAAAGAAUUUUGGUACAUGCACUGGAAACAUAAUAUUAUCUGUAUUCACUCACUGUAAGGACAGUGAAUGUAUUUAUGGGGAUAGUCUCUGUACUGUGGGAAAACAACUAAAGGAUUUGUUUAGAAAUUGCCAUGAUUUACAGUUGAUCUAUUUAAUGACCUUAGAGAAGCAUAUGGUCUUUGAUUUGAAUGAAAAAGAGGACCAUGACAUUCUUCUUAAAACAUUAGACUUGAACUUGAAAAUUGGUGAUGUGGUACAAUCAUUGGACGUUAAAACUAUGGCCGAGCAGUGGAAGGCCUACACAAUGAUUUGUGAGAAGUAUUCAAAUUUUCUUUUGGACGAAAACAUAUUUAACACAACUAGUAGACUUCUAGCUUCUACGACGGAAAAUAACAUUAGGACUGCUUUGGAGGUAAACGAAGAAGACAAGAUCGUAAUAAGAUCUUUGAAAGUAGCAAACUUUUCUUUAAAGAUACUGUUGCGUUUAUGCAGCAUAUUCAAAAGAUCCAUCAACAGUGAUUACGAAGAUAUUACGAAACUACUGCUUCAUAUGAGUUUGUGCAACGGUUCGUACUAUGAAAUAACUGCAAAUAAGUCAUCGGAGUUCUCAGCUCUCAUAAGCACUCACAUAUCAUUGCCUUCAGAAAUUAUAGUUGCUACUCUUGUAAACGAAGAUCAAUUUUUAAAAUUAAUAUUCCUAAAAGAAAUAAAUGAGUUACGAGACGCUCAGUUGUUAGGAUAUUUGCUACUUGUAAUAACAACUAUGAAAGCAUUCCUGGAGAACGAAAAUGUGCCGAAAGAAAAUAAUGAAAAAAUUAUUGCUUGCGUGUUUUCAAUGUUACCAUAUUGUCACAAGUGGUUUAAUAUUGGGUUACAAUUCAAACAAACAACAUCAGAUGGCAACACUCAAUACUACGGAUUGUAUGAUCAUCUAUUACUGCAUACUGUUGCUUUGUCUAGCACGCUUAGUGCCGAACAGUACAAAAAAUUGGAGUUUUAUUUGUAUGAAGCUCUCUUAGGAACUGAUUAUUACGCCGCGAUUUUUGCUGCCAACUUGUGGGUUUUAAUUUGCAGGCUCAAUAAUAACCAACUGCAGUUAGAAGUACUGUCAGGAUUAUUAAAGAUCUAUCAGAACCUAGAAACACAUGCACUCUUUGCCGAUGCACCGCAAAGAAUUCACUUGACUUAUACAAUGGAAAAGUUAUUCCAGACGCUGGGAAAUGAAAAAAUGCAUAUUUACAAGCGAUACAGUUUAAAAGACGGAGGAAAUGUUGGAAUUUGGUCAGCGCUGAAAAUAAGGAAUUUACAUAAUGAUCUCUCGAAAUCUGUUGAUAGAAUUGUAUGUGAAAAUUUGUAUGCCAGUUUCGAUAAGGUUUUGAGCAGCGAAGGUAGUUUGGGUGAUUUGAUUAAAAAAUUAAAAUUGGCAUCGACAUGUCGGUUUAUGGAAUUGAAUUCAAGAAUAGAAGAUUUUCUGCUUAAAGCGUGGCUUAAAGUUUGUCCUAUUUGUGGCAGUAAACAACAGUCUGUAUGGCUUUUUAGGUAUUUAGAAGGUUUGGCUUCUCUAACUGAUUGUUGUAUGGAGAAGUUUGAGCGAAAUACAAUUUUAAUAAAUAUACUAAAUAUAAUCUCAAAUAUUCUACUCAUUGGUAAUAUUAAUACUUUUUAUAUUUUAUUUAAAUUGUUUUGCAAAUUAUCUAUUUUUCUUAUAAAAAACCAAUGUGUUGUUCAAACGAAAAACACCCUUAUAUCUAAAAUACUAGAUGAAAGUGAUAAUAUUAAACACCAGAUAUUCAAUAUCAUAAUAUCAGAUGAUGAUAUCGGUAAAUUGAUUAUACCAGUUCUCAAAGAUACAAAAGAUACGUGGGAAAAGUUUGUUGAAUACAAAAAUGAAUAUUUAGAUAUAGAAGAAUGGCAUAAACAGUUGGAUUUAGUUGGCAAUAAUAAGUUUAUACAUAAAUGUAUGGUGACUGAUACUGAUGUUCAAGAAAUGGAAUUUAAUGAUAAUAUAGAUGCAUUAAAGAAAACUAAAAGUAAUUUCGAUCUAGGUGAUAUAGACUCUUUGUUUGAAGAAAGGGACGAAGAGCCAGUUAGCAAAAAGGCGAAAUUCGAUUUCGAUGUUGAUAAUCUCAUCGGAAAAAUUGAAUCGAACGUAGAACAGCUGUGUCAAGUGAAGGAGAACGUACUCAGUGAAUACAAAAGCAGAAUCAAGUGUGUAUGCGAUAGGUUGAGAAAUAUAGUUUCGUAAAUUUGAUGCAA